Porites evermanni is the source of this 7860-nucleotide messenger RNA. Lineage: Eukaryota; Metazoa; Cnidaria; Anthozoa; Scleractinia; Poritidae. The record is from the annotation of a GenBank genome assembly.
AUGGCGUACACAGCACCCGGCGGAAAGAAGCGAGUUUGCUACUAUUACGAUGGUAAACGUCACAUUUACUCUUAACACCACAUAAACUAGCUGAUAAAUAACUUAAGUCGAGUUUUACGAAGUUCCAAGACUUUUCUUGGCGUUUAAGUUGGCUAAUUUUGUCUUCAUGGUUUUACCAUCUUUUUCGUGUUCCAAACAAAGGUGACAUCGGGAACUACUAUUACGGUCAAGGCCAUCCGAUGAAGCCGCAUCGUAUUCGAAUGACGCACAACUUACUUUUGAACUAUGGCUUGUACAGGAAGAUGGAAAUCUACGUAAGUAUAUAUGCUAUUUCUCUUUAUUUUCUGAGUAGAAAUAAUUAUAAGUUGAUUAGGCUGUCAAAAUUAUUUCUUCCCAGCUAAUUUGCAUGCAUUGAAAUGAACAUCUUCACGCUAUUUUUUUCUUCUUCUCUUAAAAUUUAGCGCCCUCACAAAGCAAAUUUGGACGAGAUGACUAAAUACCAUUCAGAUGAUUACAUCAAGUUUCUGAAGACCAUAAGGCCUGAUAAUAUGUCUGAGUACACCAAACAAAUGCAAAGAUGUGAGUACGGAAGAAAUUAAAAUAUGACCAGCAUGCGGUUUCCCAUUCAUUCUUCCACUCACUUUUCGAUAAGCAGAACGGAAAUUGUUCGUCCAGGUUUUUUUCAGGGACGAUUUCACGAAAACUGUGUUCAGCUGUACAUGAUAUGCCAUCGUAAAUUUAUCUAUGGAAGCUAAAUCUGGGGAAAAGGUGGAGACUGUAAUAACGAGAUAGUCUUCCAAUUUUAAACGCCGUUGCCUUGUAAUGAAUGGCAUAUAUUGAUCUUGUGUGGUCUUUGAUCUUUGGUUACCCAUUAACUGCAAAAUACGUAAGAGGAAAUUCUGAAUCAAACUAGGUUAAAUGCUGGUUUUAUGUAUAAAUAGAACAGAUUUUACCCACACAAUUUAUCUUGUGGUUCAGUUUAUCUGUGGUUCAAAUUUUAUUUUCUCUUUAUUUUAGGUAUGGCAGUGUAUGAUACAAAAUCAAAUGGAAAAAAUUUUAACCAUAGAUAAAACUGAAGCACAACAUAAACUUUAUGUAUUGGAAUAAAGUAAAAUUAUAACAUCACAAAUAUUAGAAUUUGUGAAAUUAUGGCAUUUGUUGAGACUACCUGAGAGAGAAAGACAGAAAAAAGCUUCCUAGCUGAAAGUUAGGGUAUCAGUGAUUGAUAGUGCGAUAUUGGUACUACUGUGAUCUGAUGCAUGACCCAGUACAAAUACUUGUACAUUUGACUUGGAUCAAAGUGUUAUGAUCCAGUGUGUUAUAAUCCAGGUUUAUAUAUUUAGAGGCAUUUUUGUAUGGAAUGAUGCUAAUAACCCACCCAAAACUGAACGAAAUACUGGUUUUUGGCUGGGAGUUAUUUUUUUGGUGCUCUUUCUAACAGAUCCUAUCAUUUCACAAAUUGUUUUUAUGACAUCAUAACUUCUUUACUUUUUCUAAGAGGUGAGAUUAUUUGCAGUGUACUCAUCAUCUCUUUCACUCUAAGUAUUAUGUCAACGACAAAGUGAAGGUAUUUUAUUUUGUCGUUUCCAUUUUCAGCUUCAGAUUUAUUCAGAAAAAAAAAUAGUUUUACGGUCAACUGGCCUGCUUGUAGCUAAUCAAGUUGGUCCAGAAUUUAAGAGAUUAAGGGAAGGAAAUAUUUAUUAAAUUCCAAUAGUUUUUAUUACUAUUGUAUAGCUUCAUUUAACAACUAAUGAAAAUGAAGAUGAAAUUGAUAGAAAGUGGGAAUUAUUAUUUUUCCAGCUUUUUUAAUAUCUUGUGUUGUUGUUUUAGUUAAUGUUGGAGAGGACUGUCCAGUUUUUGAUGGCUUGUUUGAGUUUUGCCAGCUCUCAACGGGUGGCUCUAUAGGUAAGCAGCAGAUUAUGAUUCUGAUCAAUAGCUAAAUAAUUCUGCUGGAGUCUUUCUUGAGGUGUCAAUAAUUUUUGCCCUCUUUUUGUAGCUGGAGCAGUGAAACUCAAUAAACAACAAACAGACAUUGCCAUCAACUGGGCUGGUGGCUUGCAUCAUGCUAAAAAAUCAGAAGCAUCAGGAUUUUGUUAUGUUAAUGACAUUGUUCUGGCUAUUUUAGAGCUCCUCAAGUAAGUAGCUUUGUAUUUACUUUCCUGUUUUUUCUCUGAAUUUACUUUUACCCCCUUAAUGGGGAUGGAAAAUUUUCUCUCUCCCUAUUGCAUUUCUGUUUUCCAUUUUUGAGUCUCUAAAGUAAGCCAUAGUGACAGAAACAGAAGCAGAAAGUUUGAGCAGACCACAAAGUACUUUCAUCCCCAGACAACACAAACAAAAGAUGGAAAUGAUAAGUUUUUUUCUCCAGAUUCGGUGUCUAUCAUUAAUUUUGCAUGGAGGUAAACCAAAAUGACAGAAAUAAAGAUGGAGGUGGAAAGGUUUAACUGAUCAUAAAAAGUGUACAAAUAUUUAGUCUAACAUUUCUACAUGGUCAACUCUCUCAUAAUGAAAAAUGCUAUUAGACAGACAUUUCCCUGAAGUGGACUCCUAGAGAUUGUCCCUGCCAAUGAUUCUUUAGUCAUUUAUUUUGCUUUCUAUUAGUUGGACAUGUACCUUAGAUUGCCACUUAAUACUGAUGACAACGGUUUUUGUCUUAGAGACAGCUGACUGUACAGCUGUAUAUGUAACUUAGGAUGUGUAGGUUUGUUUUUUGUAAAAAAAUACAAGGUCAUAAGAUUAGUGGUUUAAUUAACUUUGCUGUCAGAUCAGAGUUCCAAGAUAAGGUACUUGCUGUAUUGCAUGUUAAUACUUAGUUGUAAUAUUAUUUGUGUAUUCCAAUCAUAUAUUUCAUGAUAUAGCUUUUUAUUUAUUUUGUUAGGUACCAUCAACGAGUUUUGUACAUUGAUAUUGACAUUCACCAUGGUGAUGGAGUUGAGGAGGCAUUUUACACCACUGACCGUGUCAUGACAGUUUCAUUUCAUAAAUAUGGGGAAUAUUUCCCUGGUACAGGUGAUCUUAGGGUGAGUGUGUCUGAAGCUAGGGACUUCAAUUCUAAAUUUUGCAGUUCUUUUUUAGGUUUUCAAUAUUCUACUAGUCUUCUCUUAGCAGAAUAAGGACUUUAUGCACUACACGUCAAUCAAUUUACCAAUAAUUUGUAAAAGAAUGCCUUUGGUGUAGGUGAUUACAUGAACUAAUUUAUAGCCACAUGUUAUGUUAACACGCGCAAACAAAGGCUGUUGUAAAUUCUACUAAGAUCACCAAUUCUCCUUUGUUACUUUUGAAAAUAUAUAUGAUAUCUGUGAGAAAUUACAGGAUUAUUAUAACAUUCUACUUCAUUAUUCACAGGAUAUUGGUGCUGGAAAAGGCAAAUAUUAUGCUGUGAACUUUCCCCUGAGAGAUGGCAUUGACGAUGACUCUUAUGAGCAAAUCUUUAAUCCUGUAAGAAUCAGUUAAAAUGUUUUUGUAACAUAGAAAGAUAAUUUUCCCCUAGAUGUUAAUAAUAUUAUUUAAAUGGGUUUUUUUUGCAAUGAUGCAGUGAUUAGCUAUGUGUAAAGUUGAAUACCUUCAAGUUUUAAUUCACCUUCCUUCAGUUGGUGUUGUCUAUCAAAGGGUUUGGUAUACUUCGUAACUAGUUAGCGGAUUGUUAGUGGAUACUGGUCUCUGUGCAUUUACCUCGGUUCCUCCAUUUGAGGAAUUUGUGUUUGCCUUUUAACUGCUCCCUUGCCAUGCUGUUUCAGAUCAGCACUGCUAUGGCUGUGGUUAUUCUUUCAAUAAUGUACUGUCUGUGAAGAUGGUAGAUACAUGUACUUGUGUAUAACUAGCUUGUGCUGAUGUAUAUUACCUUGUUAUUAUGAAAUGUAUCAAUAAUUUCUACUAUCAACCACUUUGAGCCUUCAGUUCAGUGACAAAUUUUGUUAGCUAAGGCCAAUGUUAUAUUUUUAUUAAUAAUAUCUGCACUUGAUGCUUCUGAGAUUUUGUGCUUUUCAUUGAACCACAAAUAUUAUCAUUUUUUCUCUCAGGUUAUUUCCAAGGUAAUGGAAGUAUACAAACCAAAUGCUGUUGUUCUCCAGUGUGGAGCUGACUCUCUUGCAGGAGACAGACUAGGAUGUUUCAACCUGUCUCUUAAAGGUACAAACUACAUAUUCAUACUCUUAUAGAAACAGUUUAUUAUUUUAUUGUAAUCAAUGUGAAACUCAGGAAACUGUGAACUCCAGAAACAUUUCUGGAAUGAUAAUAAAUUGUGUUGCAAGAAAAAACCUAAUCAGGGGUUAGAACACUAAAGUGCAGGCAACAACGAAAAUUAGUUUGUGAUUUUGCAGCUUGCUUGCAUGUCCUGAUCUUUGCUGUAAUGGGUCACUACACAAUAAAACUUCCUGAGAUAUUUCAGGUGUCCACAGUUUUCUUAGUUUGACAGGAAAUUCAAUUAACAAUAAUGCUUCACCAAAACUAUGUCAAAGUCUUAUCACCAGACAGUUCCCUUUAAAAUAUUGUUCUCCUCUCUGCCACUGUUGCCCCCCUCCCCCACUUCCCACCCCUAAUUGUUAUUAGUUUUUGGGGGAGCUUAGGCCUUCCCUGCCAGGAAGUCAAUAUUGAAGAGCAAGCAAACAUCAUUUGUAACAUUAAAACUACAAAUAAAUAUCAGUUAAGAUGAAAAGAAAGAAUGGGAUUUUAGGGUGCGGAAGAUAAUAGUUAUUCAUGUAAGUUGUGAAAUUAAUUAUUUUUUGAGCAAACAUGAGACUGUUUUACUUACAACAUGGCAAAUUACUGUGUAGUUAUACUAAACGAUGAAGUUAGCUCAGCUUGAAGCAAGGUUGGUUAUUAAAUGAAGUUUAUUUGGAGUUUAUCGUACUGUGGCUCAAAGAGGUUUACCAUUGUUCUUUAAGAAAAAGUUCACUUGUUUUGAGGUGGUGUUCAUGAUUUCCCCAUGAAAAUGUAGUAACAAACUACAAUGAUAUUGAUGUGGACUGAGUGCAUGGUAUGAACAGUGUUAAGGGGCAACUCAACUUAAUCUUUUAUUCAACUGGUGCACCUUAUGACCAUGUUAAAUCUAAAUUAUUUAUUCAUCCUAGGUCAUGCGCAGUGCGUUAACUUUGUCAAGAAGUUCAAUCUUCCACUGCUGGUUCUUGGAGGUGGUGGGUACACAAUCAGAAAUGUUGCCAGAUGCUGGACAUUUGAAACAGCAGUUGCGCUGGACUCAGAUAUUGCAAAUGGUAUGGUAACACAAAUAAAAUGGAUGUUGUUUAUUUAUAGGGAUUUUACACUGCUUAUGAAGUCCAAAAGUUUACCUUAUAACAAGACUGGGUGAAUAAGCGAUAAGGCACUUGGCAAGAGGAAUAUGAACAAAAAACAGAUUGUCAGUUUGAAUUUAUGACAGAUUGUUAUUUAAAUCUGCUUCUAGACAUUUCUAAAUGCACUUGCAAAUUCUUUUUUGUUUGUUUGUUUGUUACACUGACCAUUGCAAUGAGAUAAAAAAAGUUAAUCCUUUCCUUUGUUGUCAUCGUGAACACAGAAAUUUAAUGUAUACAUUGGUUCUAACCUCUUAUUCUAUGGACAAAAUCCUAUGAUGCAGGUACUGUAAUUAUCAGAGGUUUACUGCUGUAAUGUUCUUGAUUUGCUUAUUUUCUCUCAUCUUUUCUUUAGAACUUCCAUACAAUGACUAUUUUGAGUAUUUUGGCCCAGACUUCAAGCUGCACAUUAGUCCAUCUAACAUGGCCAACCAAAACACAAAUGACUAUCUGGAAAAAAUCAAGUAAGAGCUAACAAUACUUUUAUUCCUAAAUUGACUCUUCGUAUUAAUAUAAUAGUAAGUAAUAUUUAUGUCUCCCUAAUGAAAAAGACUUUGAAUACAACAAUAAAGAAAGGUGGUAAAUUUUAAGAUUAGCAAUUGAAUGUGAAAGAUGAAUCCUGUGAGUUUUUCACUCCCAAGACUUUUUUGUUUUGUAGUCUGAAAUGUCAUCCAUUUCUUUGCCCCUCUCCCCAUUGGGUGGCACGUUUGGGGGUAGGGCAAAGAGACAUGAUGUUUCAGACUAUCUUGUGUUGUUUAGUUAUUGAGAUAUUGACAUUGUAUUUUAAUCGGUUUUAUUACUAUUAUCUUAGACAAAGAUUAUUCGAGAAUCUCCGUAUGUUGCCACAUGCACCAGGAGUUCAGAUGCACCGUAAGUAAACAAUACCAUGUGUACACUAAACACACUUUUAUUUACUUAUUUACCAGUUAGGUUGUUUGCUCAAUACUGAGUAUUUUAGACUGCUCUACCCUUCAAAUGUAUUUACACCUUAUUUCAAUAGUGAGCUAUAAAAAAGACAAAUACUGAUGAGAAGUACCUCGAAUGUCAUAACCAGUUUUGAAUGGUGAACUCCAAAACUACUCUAACAUCUUUAGCUUCAUCCGUUAGCCAUCAAUAAAUAUUACACCCCUGGAGAGCAUGUCAUUUCAGUCAAUUUGAAAUAACCUAGACAGUGUACAUUCUUGAUAGUUAUUAAUUCCUAUAUUUAGGCCGUUUUUAGCCUUCUUAAAUGUUUGAUGAUACCCUGUGACACUGUGUCCAUUUUGUUAGCUAUUCCUGAUGAUGCACCUGCAUUGGAAGAAAGUGAUAAUGAAGAUGAAUACAUGGAACCUGACAAAAGGAUUGGCAGUGAGUACAACACAUAAUGACAAUAUUAAUGACAAUAAUCAACAGAUGGUUAGCUAAAUUGGUUGGAUGAAAGACUAUGGGGCAGUGGGCUCAGGUUCAAUUCUCAGACAGGCCAACACUCAGGGUCUUAAAGUUACUAAGGAGAAGGUGCUGCCUUUGUUUCACAUGUAGCUUGCAAGCUGGCUCACUUGUGUAAGUUCUGUUGCCAAAAAUUUUCCUGAACUCACACAAUUGAACUUGCUCACAGGCAAUUUUACGUGCAUAUAGACUGUUUAGGGUUCUUGGAUGGGGAGAACAACAGCAACAAAAAGAAAAUGUAGGCCCCAUUUCAAAGAAGUUUCAAUGAUCCGUCUCAUAAAUAAGUGCCCCCUCGUGUUCCCUCUUGUAACGAGUAGCUGGGAAAGAAACACCUCUGGGAACUUAUUAGAGAGAUUUUGGUAUCCGUCCAUUCCCUUGCAAUCUCCUUUGCCUUUCAAAAUAAAUGGUGGCUACUAGCCUAAGAUACUUGUUUUUCUCAAUUCUCCCGGUUUCUUGUUGUGUUGUCCUUAACCUGCCCCUACGUAUUCUUGUUCCUUGGUCCUAAACCUUCCUCUUUGCGGCAGGAUUAGCUCAGUCAGUAGACCGCUUGAAUGCAGAGCAGAAGGUUACAGGUUCGAUUCCCAGGGCGAGACCAAUACUCAGGGUCUUAAAAUAACAGAGAAAUGAAGAAACUCCCUUUGCUCAUCAAGCGACUAGACCUUCACGUGGCUCGGAUGACCACGUAAAAUGGUGGGCCCGUCUCUAGUUGGGGACGUAAAAAUAGUGUCCCCAGUUAGUACUUUCGUGCUAUUAAAAUACCUUGACACUCAAAUAAAGUCCAUAUUUUUCCUUUGCAGUUCGUGAUUCAGACAAACACAUCUCAAACCCUGAGGAAUACUCUGACUCAGAAGAUGAAGGAGACAACAGAAGGGAUAACCACGUGCCCAAAGAAAGCAGGCGAAAAAAACGGAAAACAACAGCAACACCAGUCGAGAAAAUGGUGACAAACGGUGUGGAAAAUACUGAGGAAACAAAACCACCAAAAAUGGUGAAGGAAUCUAACCCCAGCACCUCCCCUGUGGAGGAGAAAGAGAAAGCCAAGAGCUCAACUGAGGGGACCCCAAACGAGGGUUCACCACAGACUGUAGCUAACGCUACUACAGAGAUGACGACAGAACCUACACCUGAACAGGAGGCUAGCAGAAAAAGGUAA